AUGUAUAAGCCAAUGCGACGUAGAAGUGCACGAGUCAUUGUCGUGUCCGUCAUAUUUCUCACAGUGUUAGCAUGCAUAUAUUACACGAAUUACACGAACACGGUGGGACCGACACAAUCGUCUUCUGCUACGAACGCAGGUGCCGGAAGUGGUGGGGGAAACGGAGGAGUGGGUUCGGACGAAAAUUUAAAUUUGAAAUUGUCGAGGAGCAAAAAUCAUAAUAACGGAUUAAGGGAAGCACUUUUCAGAUCAUUCAGAAGUGGAGAUUACGCGGAAGAUGAUUCUUCGACGGAUACGAAUAAUUAUUGUCCGAAAUUGGAUUCGGCAAAAGCAAACGUCGACACGGUCGAAACGUUUAAAACGUUCGAAUUCCAGCCUUACUGGAUGAAAAGCAAAGAAUAUUGGGAUGGUUAUUUCGAAGAAAGAUACAAAGAAACGAAAGAAAAAUGGUCCAGUUUACCGUUGAAGGUCAUAUUGGUACCACAUUCGCACAACGAUCCAGGAUGGUUGAAAACCUACGAAAAUUAUUUUCACUACCACAGCAGAAACAUUCUGAACAACAUGGCGGAAAAAUUAAAAGUUUUACCCAACAUGACGUUCAUAUGGUCUGAAAUAUCAUUUUUUUCACAAUGGUGGGAAAGCGCUCAUCCUACGAAGAAACACACGGUUAAAAAACUUUUAGACGAAGGAAGAUUGGAAAUAACAACCGGAGGUUGGGUCAUGACGGACGAAGCGACGGCACAUUUUUACGGAAUGCUCGAUCAACUCAUUGAAGGACACCAGUGGAUGAAAAAUAAUUUGAAUUUGACUCCGCAAACGGGUUGGUCGGUGGAUCCGUUCGGUCACGGUUCGACCGUUCCCUAUCUUUUGAAAUCCUCCGGAUUGACCGGCGGAACCGUCAUACAGAGAAUUCACUACGCAUGGAAACAUUGGCUCGCUCAACGUCAAAUGGGAGAUUUUAUGUGGCGACAAAAUUGGGAUCAAGACGGCCAUACGGACAUAUUGACGCACAAUCAACCCUUCGACAUAUACUCGAUCAAGCACUCGUGCGGUCCACAUCCUCAAGUGUGUUUGAAUUUCGAUUUUCGCAAGAUACCCGGAGAAUACACGGAAUAUUCGAUAAAAGCCGUUCCCAUCGACGAUGGAAAUUUAAAACAGAAAGCCGAACUCCUUUUGAAUCAAUACGGAAGAACGGGAAGUUUGUUUCCUCACAACGUCGUGCUCAUGCCCCUGGGCGACGAUUUCCGCUACGAAUACGACAUUGAAUGGGAUCAACAGUACAAGAAUUACAAGAAAUUAUUCGACUACAUAAACGCGAACAAGGAAACUUAUAAAGCCGAAGUCGUUUUUGGAACUCUCAACGAUUACUUCAAUGAAAUCAAGGAAAGGACGAAGGGAGCGUUUCAAAGUCUCAAGGGUGAUUUUUUCGUUUACAGCGAUAUUUUUUCCGAGGGUAGACCCGCGUAUUGGUCCGGAUAUUUCACGACUCGUCCGUAUUGGAAAAUACUCGAUAGAGAAUUGGAGGGAAAUUUGAGGAGCGCGGAAAUAUUGUACACGUUCGCGUUGAACAAAGCCAAACAAAUCGGAUUCAACAACACGGUCAAACUAUUGGAAAGAGACUACGAAAAACUCACCAAAUCCCGCAAGAAUUUAGGGUUGUUUCAACAUCACGACGCCAUCACCGGAACAUCGAAAUCUUUCGUCAUGCACGACUACGCCGUUAAACUCUUCGAAAGUUUACAAGACACUCUUCACAUACAAAGUUUUUCCAUUCAAACCCUGCUGGCGAACGACGGAGGACUCGGGAAGAAAGACGACGACGACAAAUGGCAUUCCAUGAAUAAUCAUCCCUCUACGUCAUCCUGGCUCCUCCCCGACACCGAAAGGGAAAGCUACGAAAGGCUCGCGAAAAAAAUCCCCAUCGUCGUUGAGAAAAACGGUAAGAGAACGAUCGUCGUAUUCAAUUCGUUGGGACAACAGCGACAGGACAUCGUGACGGUUCAAAUAUCCGAUCCGAACGUUCGCGUAACGGACUCGAACGACAACGUUAUACCCAUACAAAUAAAUCCCGUUUGGAAUUUGACGACGAACCCGGAAAAGAUAAUUCAAAGAUACGCGGAACCGGAAAAAGUUAUCGAAAACGAAUUUAAAAUCGUCGAAGGAGUUUACGAGCUCAUGUUCGUCGCGGAUUUACCGGGUUUGAGUUUGACGACGUUCACGAUCGAAUACAACGACGGAGAUAACGGUAACGAUAACGGAGACGUUCGCGCGACCGUGUACUGUAAGAAUUGUUGGAAAAGCGCGGAUAAGAAUCAGUUCGAAAUGAAAAACAUACAACCCGGUGACGUUCAAUUGGAAAAUCACAAAAUGAAAUUACUCAUAGACGGACGAAGCGGAUUUCUCAAAGCCGUUACGAAAAAGUCGACGGGAACGGUGACGCAAUGCGCUUUACAAUUCGCCGCGUAUCCGAGCGCCCAAUUUCACAGCGGAGCUUAUCUCUUCAUGCCGGAUCCCCAUUCUCGCGAUCCCGAACACGAAGUACUCGAAGAGGACACGCAACAAGUCGUCAUAACUUCGGGACCGAUCGCGUCGCAAUUGAACGUCGUCUACGGUAAAAUGUUAAAUCACUUCGUUAGAAUUUAUCACGCGAACGGACCGCUCAGCGAAGGGAUUUACAUAGAGAACGUUAUAGAUUUCGAAGCCCCCCCGAAAAAUCGCGAAACGGAAUUGUUCAUGAGAGUCGUGAGUGAUAUAACGAACGGUGACCCCCCCGAAUUCUAUUCCGAUCUCAACGGUUUUCAAAUGCAGAAACGCGUCAAAGUCGAACGUAUCGGAAUCGAGGGUAAUUACUUUCCCGUCACGACUAUGGCCUACAUAGAAGACAACAAGAGACGUUUGAGUUUUCUCGUCGAUCACGCUCAGGGUGCGUCCGCGUGGCAACCCGGUCACUUGGAAGUCAUGCUCGAUAGGCGAACUUUAUACGACGAUUCGCGAGGAAUGGGAGAAGGAAUCGUAGACAACAAGCGAACACUUUCGAAAUAUUGGAUGCUCCUGGAAGAAGUGGGAACGGGUGGAGGAGAAGGGGGAACGAGGGACAAGCUUUCCCUUCCGAGUCUUUUCGCGCACCACAUGAGUAACGGUCUCCUAUAUCCUUUGAACGUGUUCAUUAUCGAGAAAAUCGUUGACGAUCCGAAGAAAACGGUUCCAUCCGAUCAUGUGAUACUAAAUAAGAAAUUAAAUUUAUUAAAUCGUCCAUUACCGUGUGACGUUCACCUCGUGAACAUGAGAACUCUGUCGGACAAUUCCCAAUUUCCGAGCGGAAGUUGUUUGAUGAUAUUUCAAAAGCAGGGUCACGCGUGCGACGUGAGCGUAGACACUAAAAUCCCCAAAUGUGCUCUUUCUUCUCCGAGAGAAAAGUCCUCCGACGGAUCUCCGGCUCCCGCAUUUUCUUCUUCACUUUUCCACAGGAAGACUUCACUCAACGAUGUCAAAGUCCUUUCGAUAUCUCGCACGUCGCUCACUGGACUCCACCACCUGAAAAAAUAUCAAAAUUUCGAUGAAGUUCUCAUAACGCCAAUGGAUCUUUUAACACUUAACGUUACCUUCGGAACGUGA
This is a messenger RNA of Pediculus humanus corporis (human body louse), 3615 nucleotides long. Its product is annotated as alpha-mannosidase, putative. Gene Ontology annotation, cellular component: Golgi membrane. NCBI's taxonomy places the organism in Eukaryota, Metazoa, Arthropoda, Insecta, Psocodea, Pediculidae. Bases 1 to 3615 code for a protein of 1204 amino acids. Gene Ontology annotation, molecular function: alpha-mannosidase activity; carbohydrate binding. The transcript has 6 exons. The record is from RefSeq and is a predicted model, not a curated record. Gene Ontology annotation, biological process: mannose metabolic process; protein deglycosylation; N-glycan processing.